AUCACCAAAGUUAAACUCCAUGUGCUUGCACACCUUCCUGAGGAUAUCUGCCGAUUUGGUCCAGCUGUGAUCUUUGUGACAGAGAUUUUCGAGUGCUUCAAUGCUGUCUUCCGUAUGUGCAGUGUACUGUCAAACCAUCUGGCCCCCAGUCGUGAUAUCGCUAUUACACUUGCAGAUAUGGAGCGAUUCAAGCAUCUGGUCAGUGGUGGC
Desarmillaria tabescens is the source of this 210-nucleotide messenger RNA. RefSeq lists its product as uncharacterized. The annotation marks the transcript as partial. The transcript has a single exon. The record is from RefSeq and is a predicted model, not a curated record. NCBI's taxonomy places the organism in Eukaryota, Fungi, Basidiomycota, Agaricomycetes, Agaricales, Physalacriaceae.